Penicillium manginii is the source of this 1545-nucleotide messenger RNA. RefSeq names its product phosphatase PAP2 family protein. The record is from RefSeq and is a predicted model, not a curated record. The coding region runs from base 1 to 1545 and encodes 514 amino acids. Gene Ontology annotation, molecular function: sphingosine-1-phosphate phosphatase activity. The transcript is spliced from 6 exons. NCBI's taxonomy places the organism in Eukaryota, Fungi, Ascomycota, Eurotiomycetes, Eurotiales, Aspergillaceae. Gene Ontology annotation, cellular component: endoplasmic reticulum membrane.
AUGGGCAUCCCCGUUAAGGACCAGCCCGAUGCUGGGCUCAAGAGCCUCAAUCACUAUUCAAACCGACUACCCCUCUGGCGCUACUGGCCUCGACAGAAGCUACUACCAUUGAUCCGAUAUGAGACUCCUUAUCUUGCAUGGGCCCAGGAGAAAGUCCGUACGCCGACACUCGACUCGUACUUUGCGUUUACCGCGAACCUCGGUACCCACACGUUUUUCAUGGUCUUUUUGCCCUUCCUCUUCUGGUGUGGCCAUACUAGCUUAGGUCGUGGACUUGUACACAUCCUGGCCGCCGGUGUUUUCUUCAGCGGCUUCAUCAAAGACUUGCUAUGUCUUCCCCGGCCGCUCUCCCCACCCCUCCAGCGCAUUACCCAUUCCGGAUCUGCUGCUCUUGAAUACGGAUUCCCCUCGACACAUUCAACGAAUGCUGUCUCGUCGACAGUGAGCGCGCAAACGAGCUUGAUCCUUCAGAUUGUCACAUACCUCUACCUCACAUCGAUCGUUCUGGGUCGAUUGUAUUGUGGCAUGCAUGGAAUGUUGGAUGUUGUCGUGGGUUGCUUCUUGGGUGUAUUGAUUGGCUUGGCGCAGUUCAGUCUGGGCCCCGCAUUCGAUGACUAUAUCCUCGCGGCAAAUCUGAAAGAGAUUCUCGUCAUCCCAAUAGUAAUUCUGGUUCUUGUUCGCAUUCACCCGGAGCCGGUAGAUGAUUGUCCUUGUUAUGAUGACAGUGUCGCUUUUGCUGGCGUCACGCUUGGCGUGGAUGUUGGAUCCUGGUAUUUCACUGGGUCUAGCCUUGCCUGGGAUAAACCUCUACCUGGCACUAUUCCUUACGAUUACGAGACAAUUGGAAUCGCCAAAACAGUGCUUCGUCUCGUUGCUGGAGUUUUGUGUGUUUUUGCUUGGAGAGAGAUCACAAAGCCUACCUUGCUUCGCAUUCUUCCGCCUGUCUUUCGCAGCUUAGAGAAACUCGGUCUCCUCCUACCCCGGCGAUUUUUCACCACUGCUUCCCGCUAUACAACGGUUCCAUCUAAUCUGAAAGACAACGACGUCCUUCCCAACUUCUCCGAUAUCCCGUCCAUGAUGUCCACGAUUCGCCACCCUCGGCGUCGUGCCAUCUCUAUCGGUCCACAGUCUGAAGCCGAUGCAUAUGAGACGCUGGCAUAUAGGGAGAAGCGCCGACGUGAAAGCUUAUCUGGGGGCAGCCGCGAAUCUCCUACUGAUUCGAGUGUCAAGCCCAAUGGAACUCCUCUUCUAGCCAGGAAGGCUUCCAAGUUGGAUCAGUACGAGGGCAUGAUGGGCAGGGGUAGCCCCGGCUCGACCGCUGUGGAGGAAGAUAACAAUAUCCCCCGAUCGUCGCCACUCCCACCCCCCGAGUUCAAUACGUCCCGAACGGAUGAGAAGGAGGUCUUCUCUCAAAUCAAGAAGACCCGCGUGCGAUAUGACGUGGAGGUUGUGACCAAGCUGGUUGUAUAUGCAGGAAUCCCCUGGGUCGUGAUUAAUACCGCGCCCCUAGUAUUCGAGCUGUGUGGGCUCGGUGUCCCGAAUUAA